Messenger RNA from Falco peregrinus (peregrine falcon), 2243 nucleotides. It is a transcript of the gene ACTL6A, whose product is annotated as actin like 6A. Bases 665 to 1795 code for a protein of 376 amino acids. Gene Ontology annotation, cellular component: NuA4 histone acetyltransferase complex; SWI/SNF complex. Gene Ontology annotation, biological process: nervous system development; regulation of transcription by RNA polymerase II. Gene Ontology annotation, molecular function: chromatin binding. Lineage: Eukaryota; Metazoa; Chordata; Aves; Falconiformes; Falconidae. The transcript has 14 exons. The record is from RefSeq and is a predicted model, not a curated record.
GCCGCUGGGCGCUUCCCGCCUCCCUCAGGCCCCGGCGCGGGGGGCCGCGGCCCGGCGCUCCCACAGCCCCGCGGCCAGGCCGGGGCCCUCCUGGUGCCCCCGCUUCCUAGAGACGCGGUGGCAGCGUGCGUGAGGGAGAGGACGCAGCGGCAGGCCUUGUUUGUGUCCCUGCCGGCGUCCGCUGCGCGGAGGUGCUUCCCCCGGAGACCGGCCGAGCCGUGACCCGGGGCUGUUAGCGCUGCUCGGGUGCGCGGUGGCCUGAGGGGAGCCCCGCGCCUGGGGAGCUGGGCGGCAGUUUCCUCCCGCUUGUGCGCAGCCUUCCCUGAGAGCUUAAAGCCCGGGUGUUUUGUUUCAGACUUGGGUUUCCUUUAGGACACGCAGAGCACCUCAGCGAGGAUCGGGGCCCACGGGGAUGAGGGCGCUUCGUGGUGUGGCAGCCUUCACUGACAGAGUCGGUGUUUGCAGGCCCACCAUUCUAAUUCUGAUCACCCCGGGAGGUCUGGGCUCACCCGGCUUCGUGUGACAGUGAAAUGAAGUUGGGGCUCUUGUUUUUGACAUUGGCUCGUAUACAGUGAGAGCAGGCUAUGCGGGCGAGGACUGUCCAAAGGUUGAUUUUCCAACAGCCAUUGGUGUGGUGCUAGAAAGGGACAAUGGCAGCACUUUGAUGGAGAUAGAUGGUGACAAAGGCAAACAAGGGGGGCCGACUUACUACAUAGACACCAAUGCCCUGAGAGUUCCAAGGGAAAAUAUGGAGGCCAUUUCACCUUUAAAAAAUGGAAUGAUUGAAGACUGGGAUAGUUUCCAGGCAAUUUUGGAUCACACUUACAAGAUGCAUAUUAAAUCUGAAGCAAGUUUGCAUCCUGUCCUUAUGUCCGAAGCACCGUGGAAUACUAGAGCAAAGCGUGAAAAACUGACUGAAUUGAUGUUUGAACACUACAACAUCCCUGCUUUUUUCUUGUGUAAAACCGCUGUUCUAACAGCCUUUGCUAAUGGGAGAUCUACAGGUCUCAUUUUGGAUAGUGGAGCAACACACACAACUGCUAUUCCAGUGCAUGAUGGAUAUGUACUUCAGCAAGGUAUUGUAAAAUCACCACUUGCAGGAGACUUUAUUACUAUGCAGUGCCGGGAGUUGUUUCAGGAAAUGAACAUAGAGAUAAUUCCUCCAUAUAUGAUUGCUUCAAAGGAGGCAGUUCGUGAGGGGUCACCAGCAAAUUGGAAGAGAAAAGAGAAGUUACCCCAGGUCACUAGGUCUUGGCACAACUACAUGUGUAAUUGUGUCAUUCAGGAUUUCCAAGCUUCUGUCCUCCAAGUAUCAGAUUCAACCUAUGAUGAACAGGUAGCAGCACAGAUGCCAACGGUUCAUUAUGAGUUCCCCAACGGCUACAACUGUGACUUUGGUGCUGAGCGUCUAAAAAUUCCUGAGGGAUUGUUUGACCCUUCAAAUGUAAAGGGUUUAUCUGGUAACACGAUGUUGGGUGUGAGCCAUGUUGUCACAACAAGCGUUGGAAUGUGUGAUAUAGACAUCAGGCCGGGCCUCUAUGGCAGCGUGAUCGUUGCAGGAGGAAACACACUAAUACAGAGUUUCACAGACAGAUUGAAUAGAGAGCUGUCUCAGAAAACUCCACCGAGCAUGCGCCUGAAGUUGAUAGCGAACAACACGACAGUGGAGCGGAGGUUCAGCUCGUGGAUAGGUGGUUCCAUUUUGGCUUCUUUGGGUACUUUUCAACAGAUGUGGAUUUCUAAACAAGAAUAUGAAGAAGGAGGGAAACAGUGUGUAGAAAGAAAAUGUCCUUAAACCUCUUACUGUGAAAACUGCUGCCUGCUCAGUGCUCCUUCUGUUUUAUAGCUUUAGCAUACUCAGGAAUGGGAUGGACUCUUUUUUUUGUAGAAAGUUUAUAUUGGAUUUUUUGCAUAAUUCAAGUUCCAUUUUAACAAAGCUUAGAAAUUUUGAGAGAUUAAUUGGUAUAGCACCAAUAGAAAAAGGAUGUUUACAUCCUUUGUAAAGCAAUAAUUCAUGUAACAAGCAUUUUAUAAUUUUGUAUAAAUGUCUAUUUUCUCUAGUAUCUUUUCCUGGGAACAGCUUUACACGUUGACUAAUAGAGGCAUAACCCUGAAAAUGCCUGUGCAAAUUUAUUAAACAAUCUCUUGUCUACUUUCACAUACUAGUCUUCCUUGCUGGUACUUUGGCCUUAAACUGCUCUUAUUUCUCUCUUUAAAAAUAAAUGUUGGUCUUUUAUAUUUGA